UAACGCUCAAGCUUCCUUGUGAUAUUACGUCGGUGAAUUUGGAUUUAUUAUUUAAAAUUAGUGUCCCGUUGUUCCUCUGCCAGUGAGUGUGCGCCAGUGUUCCUUUAGAGAAGAAAACAAUCGGAAGAAAACAUGUUUCGAGAAGCGGCAAAUACGAAUCGAUCGUUAAAAAGUUGCACGUUGUCAGCUUUAAGGUCCAGACUGCCGCAGCUUACCAUCAGGCCCAACAAAGUUGUGAUACAGGCAGCUUCGAUUACUCCAACCAGCAAAACAUCACCCAGAAUCAAUGUUACUGCAGCACCGACUAAAGCAACAACCAGUGCAAUACCUUCACGAUUGUUACCACCAAACAGUUUUAACGCAGCUCCAGUCAAAGCAACAACCAGUACAUUACCUUCACGAUUGUUACCACCAAACAGUUUUAAAGCAGCUCCAGCCAAAGCAACAACCAGUGCAAUACCUUCACGAUUGUUACCACCAAACAGUUUUAACGCAGCUCCAGCCAAAGCAACAACCAGUACAUUACCUUCACGAUUGUUACCACCAAACAGUUUUAAAGCAGCUCCAGCCAAAGCAACAACCAGUGCAAUACCUUCACGAUUGUUACCACCAAACAGUUUUAACGCAGCUCCAGCCAAAGCAACAACCAGUGCAAUACCUUCACGACUGUUACCACCAAACAGUUUUAACGCAGCUCCAGCCAAAGCAACAACCAGUGCAAUACCUUCACGAUUGUUACCACCAAACAGUUUUAACGCAGCUCCAGCCAAAGCAACAACCGCACAGUACAAUCCUAUGCUCCUCAAUACAUGUAAAAUAUAUCGACCAACACCCACCGUUAAAAAGCCGGCACCAUCCAUCAUCGAUGCAACUUCUGAGAAAGAAAAACGAAAUGUGUUAAAUUUGAAAACGGGAAAAUUGUACCGACCAAAACUUCUUGUAAAUACAUCUCCUGAGACAGUAUCUGUAGCAUCACGCAGUACACAAACAUCUAUGCUGGAUGCCGCGCAGACAAAUCCAGCUAUAAGCUCAACAUUUGAAAGUCAAACCAGCGAGCAACUAACUGUACUGAAUAAGUCUGUUGCACUGAUCUGGGCUUAGCUGAAUUAUUUGACUGAUCACCGUAACAAAACAACUUAUAGAGCAGGUACGAUGCAGGGUCCGGGGCAUCCAAUAACAACAUCGAUUAUGACACUACCGUUCCUUACAUCGGAAGCAGAGCUAACUGCUUUCAACGAAAACUUAGGUAAUGAUGACUUUUUUGAAAGCGUCCUUCUUCUUAUUAAUGAUAAAGUAUCCGGAAAGCCGUAUGCUAAAAAUCGCAUGCAUGACACAUUCAUGAUGCUGUUCGAUAGAACAUUUUUAGCGACAUGCAGUUGGCGUGGUGGCGGUAAAAACGGCCCUAAAACAAGACUGGACGAUAAAGCCAAUAUUUGGCGAUUAUUAAAAACUGUAGGAGAACAGUUUGAAAUAGUUACAAUUGAAGACGUAGAACGUUUUGCAAAAACUAAAAUUAACAAUGCGUCAAGCUUAAAAAAAUAUAAAGGUUUGGUUAAAAGCUCCACCAAGUGCUCGCACAAACGAGACAAAAAUAAUAAUAAAUAAAAUUAUUAAACGAAUAAAUUACAUUAGUUUUGUUUUCUGUCAAACAACUUAUAUGAAACAUAGCUAUUCGGCCUGGUCGUUCAUCGGUGAUUAGAACAAAACAUUAUUAAAACAAAAGGUUAUUAUGUACGGCGUGGAAUAAUUAAACAAAGGGAGUUGGCCAUCAUCGCAAGCUACCUAAAUUCUUUUCGACAACAUCGACUGUCUGAUGCUUGUGAUAACGAAGAGAAGUUCAUAUGAAAUCCUACUUUAUGCACAUACAUCUUAUUCUAAUCCC
Anopheles stephensi (Asian malaria mosquito) is the source of this 1882-nucleotide messenger RNA. RefSeq names its product basic-leucine zipper transcription factor A-like. Lineage: Eukaryota; Metazoa; Arthropoda; Insecta; Diptera; Culicidae. The coding region runs from base 133 to 1101 and encodes 322 amino acids. The transcript is spliced from 10 exons. The record is from RefSeq and is a predicted model, not a curated record.